Prorocentrum cordatum is the source of this 1806-nucleotide messenger RNA. The record is from the annotation of a GenBank genome assembly. Lineage: Eukaryota; Dinophyceae; Prorocentrales; Prorocentraceae.
AUGGCGGGGCAGGCCUGUGCCGUGUGCGGCGCCGCGGACGCGCCCGCCGUCUGCUCGGGCUGCCGGGCGGUGCGCUACUGCGGCCCGGCUUGUCAGCGCGCGGCAUGGAAGGCGGGCCACAAGAGCGAGUGCGCCGCGCUCGCGGCGGCGUCGGCGAACGAGCCGCACGGCGCCUCGAGCCAGCCCACAGCGCAGCGCGCGGAGACGACGCCGCUGCAGGCGGCGACGCCGGCGAAAGCCCGGCCGGCUCCGCCAGCCGAGCUGGCGUCCAUGCGGACGGUUCAGGCGCCGCCCCGUGUGGCCGCGUCGCUGGAGGCUGGGGCCAAGGCAAAAGCUUUGGAUUAUUCGAAGUUCGACCAGAUAGACGACUCGGACGACGAGAAGCUUGUGCCAACCAGGGUGGGUAUCGACAUUCCCCUGGGGAAGCCCCGGGAGCAGAUGUCGCGGUCAGAGUACGACAACGUGUGGCAUAUGCUGCUCAGGCGGAAGGACUUCCCAUUCACCCCCGCGCCCGACCUGAACCGAAUGUGGGGAUUCUAUAAGCACGGCGGCAUGGACGAGUCGGCGCUGUUCGACCAGGCCUGUGAGCUGCUGGGGGAGCUGCCGUGUCGGCUCGGCGCCCAGGAGUUUAAGGCUAUCGCUUACAAGCUCACCAAGAAGCUGGAGAGCGAGAGCCGGGAGGACGAGGCUCGGAUGUGGUCCAUCAUUUGCAUUUGUCGCUUUCCGCAGGACCCGGACUCGUUCUACAACCAAGGGGUUCUGCUCAGCAAGCAGGUCGACAAGGCCAAGUUCGGCGGCUCGCCCACGACCUACCUGCCCAGCGUCAUCUCUGCCGACUCCAAGUCCGUGCCGACGGAGCAGUACUGCGCCGUGUUCUCAAGAGCGGCAGUGGGCUACUACCGGCGGUGCCUGAAGGUCGACCCCAAGCAGCGCCCCGCGUACAUCAACCUCAUAGGCAGCCUGGAGCGCAACGAGCCCAGAGGCUGGUACGACGAGGUGCACGAGGUGGCAGCACAGGCCGUGAAGCAUGGGAUCUGGUACAACACGUGGCAGCGCCCCCCCCACUUCGUGCCCUCGCUGGACGCACGGCCGUGGCACGACGCUUCGACGUUCGACAUGUGUCGAGCACUGGAGGAGAGCUACCCCAUCAUUCGAGCCGAGUACGAUGCGUACGUCAGCAAGCUGGCCAACCGCAAAGACUGGGACGAUUCGGACACCACUCCCGGGCUGGGCGACGUGGGGGGGCGCGACGGUGCGAUACACGACGGUGGCUUGAGGAAGUCGGGCCGCUGGCAGGAGGUCCCGCUGCUCACCAACUGCACCAUCAACAGGGAGUACUGCGAGCAGUUCCCGGAGACCGUGAGGGUGCUUCAGACACACUGCCGCGACGCCGGGGGGCUGGCCUUCUGCGGCGGCGGCGACGUCAUCUUCAGCGUGCUGGCUCCGGGCACGAGGCUCCGGCCGCACUGUGGCCCCAGCAACUCGCGCCUGACGUGCCACCUGGGCAUUCGGGUGCCCAAGUCGCUGGAGCAGGGCUGCCACUUGCGAGUGGGCGGCGACCCCCCGCGUGGCUGGCAAGAGGGCAAGUGCGUUGUCUUCGACGACUCCUUCGAGCACGAGGUGGUCUACCCUGAGGCUGGCCACGGCGAGCCAUACCCAGGAAAUCGCGUGGUACUGCUAGCCAACUUCUGGCAUCCUGAUUUCGAGUUCAAGAACGACCCCGAGUGGAGACAAAGAUCCGACGAGGCGCUGGCAAGCGUCGACGUGGAGACCCUGCCUCAGACGGCCAUGAUGAGGGCCGGCUGA